UUUUAACCUUCCCUCUCUCAGUUCUCUCUGUGGACUUCGGUGAUACUCUGUGAGGUACGGGAGAGAGAGAGAGUACGCCAUGGGAUGGUUUCUCUGUACUGGAGGUUCAAAUAAGAGGGGAAAACAGCAGCAGCAGCAGCAGGUUCAGAAGAAGGACGAUGAUCCGAUCCCAUCGGCUUCAGAAAAGUUAAUGGUAAAGCCGAUAUUUAAUGGGAAGAACGAGGCUCUAAAAGAUGAAGGUUCUGAUCAGAUUGCAGCACAAACAAUUACAUUCUCAUUCCGAGAGUUGGCAGCUGCAACAAAGUAUUUUAGAGCCGACUGUCUUUUAGGUGAAGGAGGUUUCGGUCAAGUAUAUAAAGGACGAUUGGAGAGCAUAAACCAGGUAGUUGCCAUCAAGCAACUUGAUCGAAAUGGGCUACAAGGAAACAGGGAAUUUCUCGUUGAAGUACUAAUGUUAAGCCUACUCCAUCAUCCAAAUCUUGUUAAUUUAAUUGGCUAUUGUGCGGAUGGCGAUCAAAGACUCUUGGUUUAUGAAUACAUGCCAUUGGGAUCGUUGGAAGACCAUCUACAUGAUCUCCCACCCGACAAGAAACGACUUGAUUGGAAUAUAAGAAUGAAAAUAGCUGCUGGUGCUGCAAAAGGCUUAGAGUACUUGCAUGACAAAGCUAACCCCCCAGUUAUAUAUCGUGAUCUGAAAUGCUCUAACAUCCUGCUUGGUGAAAAUUACCAUCCUAAGCUAUCCGAUUUUGGCUUGGCAAAAUUAGGCCCCGUGGGGGAUAACACUCAUGUGUCCACAAGAGUGAUGGGAACGUAUGGAUACUGUGCUCCUGAAUAUGCAAUGACAGGCCAGCUCACUUUAAAAUCAGAUGUUUAUAGCUUUGGAGUUGUUCUGCUUGAAAUUAUUACUGGCAGAAAAGCCAUUGACAAUUCAAGAGCCGCAGGGGAACAUAAUUUGGUGGCAUGGGCACAACCCUUAUUUAAAGACAGAAGGAAGUUUCCACAGAUGGCCGAUCCAUUGCUCCAAGGACAAUACCCAGUCAGAGGCUUAUAUCAAGCUCUUGCAGUAGCUGCAAUGUGUGUUCAGGAACAGCCUCAUAUGCGUCCCCUCAUCGCCGAUGUCGUCACGGCCCUCACAUAUCUUGCCUCCCAAAAAUGCGAUCCUGAAACGCAGCCAGUUCAAAGCGCCCGCAGUAGCUCGUCCACACCUAGAUCUUCUAGAAGAGAACUGUGAAGUUUAAAAAAGAAGCUACCAUGAAACCAAAUUCUAACAAUCAGACAAGUAUAUGAAACAAGUAUCCUGGCAUGUCUCGUGGUGCAGUUGCAUUCCAGAUAGCUCCUCUACUCUCCCCCAGGUUUUGUUCUUAGAAAAAAAAUUUCAAUUCUUUUGUUAUAAUUCUUAUGAUUAUUCCUCACCUGUUCCAAGCCCUUUCCUUCCAGCACAAGAUUCUUUAUGUAUGUACAAUUGAGCUUGGUGCUUUUGUAGCUAUAUAGAAAUAGGUCUUCCUGUGGAUUUGCUGUUGAUUCAAGCUGUGAAUGUAUACACUUUGAAUUGCAAAAGCUUUCAAGCAUUCUUACA
This is a messenger RNA of Cucurbita moschata (crookneck pumpkin), 1576 nucleotides long. Its product is annotated as probable serine/threonine-protein kinase PBL7. Lineage: Eukaryota; Viridiplantae; Streptophyta; Magnoliopsida; Cucurbitales; Cucurbitaceae. Gene Ontology annotation, molecular function: ATP binding; protein kinase activity. Gene Ontology annotation, biological process: protein phosphorylation. Bases 80 to 1231 code for a protein of 383 amino acids. The transcript has 5 exons. The record is from RefSeq and is a predicted model, not a curated record.